Molecule: messenger RNA, 315 nt
Organism: Botrytis sinoallii
Lineage: Eukaryota; Fungi; Ascomycota; Leotiomycetes; Helotiales; Sclerotiniaceae
Exons: 1
Coding region: 1-315 (104 amino acids)
Source: RefSeq, a predicted model, not a curated record
AUGGCAGUCAAGCGCACAAAGACGACGGCGGAAAUUAUCAAAGAGCUACAGUGUAAUCAUCCUACAUCACACCCUGUACCUGAGCACGAACUGACAGACCAAGUAGCUGCAGCAGUAAUUGCGAUUCCAUUAAUCCCGGAUUACAUAAUUUUCCGGUAUUGUCUUCAAGGCAGGGUGGUAUGGGAUAAUGACUAUUUGUUAGUGAGAGACCUGAGUUGGGGAAAUGAUGAUUGUAUCGAAUUGCGUGCCUUCAAUUUGGAUACAGGAAGUGAGUAUCAUGGAUGUAAGGUAGGAUGGUAUCAGAAGAAUGUAUGA